Molecule: messenger RNA, 567 nt
Organism: Ogataea parapolymorpha DL-1
Lineage: Eukaryota; Fungi; Ascomycota; Pichiomycetes; Pichiales; Pichiaceae
Product: Protein required for ethanol metabolism
Exons: 2
Coding region: 1-567 (188 amino acids)
Cellular component (GO): cytoplasm; mitochondrion; membrane
Source: RefSeq, a predicted model, not a curated record
AUGAUCUCUGGAUACAAAACGUUCUUUGCACGGCGGCCUUUGAUGGCAAAUAUGAUAUCCACAGGAAUCUUAUUUGGUACCGGCGAUGCGCUUGCCCAAAUAUGCUUUCCCCAAGACCCAAAAGCGAAAUAUGAUUACCUUCGAACUAUGAGGGCAGUUAUCUACGGGGGCGCCGUGUUUGGCCCAAUUGGAAACAGGCUAUACAAGUUUGUAGACACGAUAAAGUUCCCGCUCCCAUGGCAGCCAAAGAGACUAUACGACACUAUAGCAAGAGUUUCGUUCGACCAGUUGGUCUGGGCUCCAAUUGGUAUUCCACUUUAUUACAGUUGCAUUACACUCAUGGAGGGAUACGGAAUUCCCGAAAUCAAGGCUAAAUUACGCGAGGUUUACCUUGAUACGCUAAUUAAUAAUUGGAAAGUUUGGCCUCUUUUCCAGGCAUUCAACUUUUGGUUCACCCCCGUGAGAUACCGCUUGUUGGCAGUCAACAUCAUAAGCAUAGUAUGGAAUUGUUACCUUAGCAUUGAAAACCAAAUGUCCAACGCCAAGGUGGAGCACAGUGAACAGUGA